AUGAGCGGUAAAUCGGUGAUAUCAGACGAAUUUCUCCUCUUUGAUUCCAUCACAAAAGGCAAAGUGAAGGUCACCAAGUUCAUCCUGCAGGCUGCCAAAAGCAAUCUGCUGAACAUCAUGGAUGCGGAAGGACGAACGCCACUUAUUCUAUGCUGUCAAAUCAAGGAGGAGGUAGUCCGCGGUCAGAUGCUGAAGACGUUGCUGACGUGGGGAGCUGACGUCAACCUGCCGGACUCGAUGGGCCGCACCGUCCUCAGCUUCACCUGUCAGAGCCGUCUCAACGACGUCGUCCGCAUCCUUAUCCACCACCCGGACAUCAACCCAGACGCCAUCGACAACAGCGGAAACACCGCUUUAAUAUACUGCGGCAUGGAAGGGAACGACGUUGCAAUGGAAAUGUUGUUGAAGAACUUUCGACGGCUAGGCCUGAAAGUGGACCACUGCAACAACCGCGGAGACACGGCCCUUCUCGCCGCUGCUAAAGCCGGCAACAUACAGUGCGCACGACUCCUGGUUGAGCAGGGCAAAGCGAUGCAAAGCAAGAAGGACAGAACGCACGGCAAGACCGCAUUUCAGUGGCUCAAGGAGUACGGUUACGAGAGGGAUGAGCUGGAUUUCCUCAGAAGGGACAGAUUCUACCGCGUGGCGAAGCUCGCUACCUCUUUGGCCAGGAGCUCGACCGUGUCACAGCCGCGCGUGCAAACCACGUCCAGGGUAACGCAGACUGAAGAGCGAGGCACGACGGCAGGCUCGACUCAGACGAACAGGAGUCACGUCGCGCGCCGAGCAAGACUCAAGAACCAGACGAGCAACUCCUCUGUCGAGGGAACCGCGUCUGUGAAGAACUCCUUCGACAGCAUGUCCUCCGAUUGCGAGAUGGACUUUCUGUCUCACCCAGAAAAGAGAGACUGCACGCAUUUCUCGAUCGGCGUCAACUGCUCCCUGGCAUCUCUCGUUCUGUCCGAUGCGCCACCGAAGGAUCAGGAGGGUGUACAUCCCGCAAAGACCAGCAAGAAGAAGACGGUCAUCAACAAGAAGGUCGGUCGGUCGUCGUCCCAGAGGAAGCCCAAGGUCAAGCAGGUCUCGCUAAAGGAACGAAAGCGUCUGAACAAGUCGAGCCCUGCUCUGUGUGAGACGCACCAGGUUGACGAGAGCGAGUCGUCCUACUCACACAUCUCUGUCGGAAGUCUGGAUUCCGGCAUCAACACCCUCACUGACGUCACCUACCUGUCAGAGGACGGAGAAAAGGUAGCCUCGCUGAGUGUGGCUGUCAAAAACUGAACAUUAUUUCUGACAUUUUGUGUAUAUAUAUAUAUUUAUCUUCUUAAAGAUGCACCUUCCAUCCACUGACCACUGUAAUUAAUUUUGCAAGCUUACCUGCUUUCCUAAGAAGGGACAGAUUCUAUCGCGUGGCGAAACUCGCUACCUCUUUGGCUAGGAGCUCGACACACAAACACUAACCCCAACCCUAACCUCAAAUGACUUUACUAUUUGAGCCAAAUUACCCAGACAGUAAUAUUUCGAUGCAAUUGUUUGGAUUAAGCAAUUGCAAUUAUUGUGUUGACAGAAAUAUUUUUGUCCUGGACAGGCAAUGACAAUAAAGAUGGUAUAAAUUUUGUAAUGAACUAUACCCGGAAUUUAUUUGAAUCUAUAACAAAUACGGCUUAAUUAGAGUUUUUAAAUAAGAACGUACAAUCGUAUGUUUUACAUUUAUAGUUUUCUCACCACGAUGACGCAAAGACACGCAAAUAAUGUAUGUGAUAUGAAUUAUAACCAUAGUGUUAAAAUUGUUGGAAUUAUUCAAUCAAAUAGUUGUUUAACAAACAGGAGUCAAUUUCAUAAAUCUUCACAAGUUUACUUUAACGAAUAGCAGUUAUACUAUACCAGUCAUAUGUUUACAUGUGUUUGGCAUCUAUUCCACGCAGAAAAUUACAUCACAACGGAAGAUGGAGAAUGUUAAGGACAAGCGAAAAUGAAAUAUGUGUGCUUCAAACUAUAAUUUUUGUUCUGUUAAUUGUAACACGAACUGUGGUUUAGUCGUAAAUUUACGAGGCUUACGACGUUUUGUGACGCUGGGCCCAGGUUUUGUUGGGAGUUUUUCAACGAAGAAACAUAAUAUGACAAAUAGCAGUUUUAUAUAUGCAUAUAUUGAAAAGAAUAUUAACUGUUGUUAACAAUUUUGUUAAUGCUUAAUGUACAUGUGUGUAUAUCUGAAAGUAACAUGUAAUGGCUAAGCGACAAAUAAUAUAACCCAUUCAUGUAUAUAAAUAGAUAUUCCUAAACGCGUUUCAAGCGUAUUGUAAUGCACGCACAUGUAUAUAAAACAACCAAUUAGUCAUUGGUAUGCCUGCACAUAUGGAUGGAUGUAUAGAUGAGUACGUAUGCACUGUAUAUGCACAGUAUAACGUUAAUUCACCAGGGAAUGUGUAACGAUUUUUUCUUCGUUUCCAAGCAACACGUUUUGCGACCGCUAUUAUUAACGACGUUGUCUUGAAGUUAAAAUCGACAUGAGUUGCAGAAUUUACACACAAACAACACUACAAAUAACACGUUGUAGAAGGUGUACAGUAUCUUGGUAAUUUACUAAUAUAGAUGUUCUGUUAUUGAUCUGUUGGUUAAAUACGGAUAAAAAGAAUUAC
Molecule: messenger RNA, 2639 nt
Organism: Gigantopelta aegis
Lineage: Eukaryota; Metazoa; Mollusca; Gastropoda; Neomphalida; Peltospiridae
Product: putative ankyrin repeat protein RBE_0220
Exons: 3
Coding region: 1-1281 (426 amino acids)
Molecular function (GO): protein binding
Source: RefSeq, a predicted model, not a curated record